Durotheca rogersii is the source of this 1407-nucleotide messenger RNA. Its product is annotated as MFS general substrate transporter. The transcript has 2 exons. NCBI's taxonomy places the organism in Eukaryota, Fungi, Ascomycota, Sordariomycetes, Xylariales, Xylariaceae. Gene Ontology annotation, biological process: transmembrane transport. Bases 1 to 1407 code for a protein of 468 amino acids. The record is from RefSeq and is a predicted model, not a curated record. Gene Ontology annotation, cellular component: fungal-type vacuole membrane. Gene Ontology annotation, molecular function: transmembrane transporter activity.
AUGGAGAAGUUUGCCCAGCCAGUGUCACAGCAGUCUCCCGUCGGGGAUGGCCCGGACUCGACCGACGUCGAAAAAAGCCAGCUCGACCUUAGCGCAGGCAAGGACCCAAGCAUCUUCAUGGCCCAAGAGACGCAGGACUACGAGCCCCCUUUUGAGAAAACCAAUGGCAGCUCCGGACAGGUGAUGCUUUUAAGAGACGAGACAUACCCAGAGGGCGGUCCCGAGGCGUGGCUCGUCGUUCUUGGGGCAUGGUGUGGCCUUCUUGCUUCGCUGGGGCUGAUGAAUACCAUAGCGACUUUCCAGACAUAUAUCGCAACGCAUCAACUCACCAGUUAUGAUGAGGGGACCAUCGGAUGGAUUUUUUCGUUAUAUACGGCGUUGUGCUUUCUAUGUGGCGUUUAUAUUGGUCCCCUCUUCGACAAGUACGGGCCAAAAUGGCUGAUCGCGCCUGGUGGCGUCUGCGUGGUCGCCAGUGUCAUGCUGAUGAGCAUCUGCACGGAAUACUGGCACUUCAUGCUCUGCUGGGGCAUCCUUAACGGAGCCGCCACGUCUCUCCUCUUCACUCCGUGCAUCACAGCCGUAGGACACUUUUUCCGUGAGCGCCGGGGCUUGGCCUCUGGAAUCACAAGCACCGGUGGCGGCCUAGGCGGCGUUGUCUUCCCCCUCAUGCUGCAGAGCCUAUUCGGCAAGGUGGGGUGGGGAUGGGCAGUCCGUAUUCUGGGGUUCGUCUGCCUUUGCCUGCUGAUUUUUGCCAAUCUCUUAGUUAGGAAGCGCUUGCCGCCGGCCCAUAACGCCAGCCCGCACCCUGACUUCCUCAUCUUGAAGGAGAAGGGCUUUCUGCUCCUCACCGUUGCCGUGUUUUUCCUCGAAUUCGGACUUUUCAUCCCGCUGGCCUAUAUCUCGAGCUACGCGCUGGCCAACGGCUUCGACGAAAGCUUCGCCUUCCAAAUCCUGCCCAUCCUCAAUGCGGCAUCGGUCGUUGGACGAGCGGUACCUGGCUGGUGGGCGGAUAUAAUCGGACCGUUCAACUCGAAUAUGAUCUCGAUCUGCAUUACCGUGUUUGCUUGCUACGCCGUGUGGCUGCCGUUCGGCCACACGACCCCCGGCCUGGUAGUUUUCGCCAUCAUGUUUGGAUUUGCGACUGGCAACAACAUCAGCAUCACUCCGGUCUGCGUAGGGAAAUUAUGCCAUACCCAGCAGUAUGGCAGAUAUUAUGCCACUUGCUACACCAUCGUUUCCAUAGCUUGCUUGAUAAGUCUUCCGGUAGCUGGGGCGAUCGUUCAGGCCACCGAUGGCAAGUACUGGGCCUUAAUCACCUUUACGGGAAUUACUCAAAUCAUUUCUGUUAUCACCAUGUACGCUUCAAAGGCUACAAGGGUAGGGUGGAUGCCUGGGUCUAAAUUUUAG